Messenger RNA from Onychomys torridus (southern grasshopper mouse), 1912 nucleotides. RefSeq names its product peptidoglycan recognition protein 2 (gene Pglyrp2). Gene Ontology annotation, molecular function: N-acetylmuramoyl-L-alanine amidase activity; peptidoglycan binding; zinc ion binding. The coding region runs from base 212 to 1810 and encodes 532 amino acids. Gene Ontology annotation, biological process: peptidoglycan catabolic process; detection of bacterium; defense response to Gram-positive bacterium. Lineage: Eukaryota; Metazoa; Chordata; Mammalia; Rodentia; Cricetidae. The record is from RefSeq and is a predicted model, not a curated record. The transcript has 6 exons.
UGGGAGGAAGUCACUGAAGGGGACCCGACCCUUCCUUUCUCUCUGUUCUUGCAUCUCAGCUUCUGUGAGGUGAGCAGCGUUCUCCACCAUACGUUCCUCUCUCCUGACAGGCCCAGAGCAGUCAGGCCAACUGACCAAGGAUUACAACUGCUGAAACUCACCUCUGAGGCUCUCUGCUGGGCCUCUGCCCUGGAACUGGAACCCCACAGUGAUGAAGGCCAGGGGUGUCCUCCAGAUCCUGCUUGGAUUGCUGCUGUGGCCACAGUCAGGGACAGCAUCCUCCUUACCCCUGGUCAUGGACUCCAUCAUCCAGGCGCUGGCUGAGCUUGAACAAAAGGUACUGAUGACUGAGACCAAUAGCUCUGCCUCUGCGUGGAUUCUCUCAGCCAAUAACUCCAGCCCCCACAAUUCUCUUCACCAGCGCUUGCUGCGGAAGGCACUGAGCCACCACACUAUAGAGCCAGACCUCCACUCACUGAGCCCAGAGCUUCAAGCCCUGAUUUCCGAAGUGGCCCAACAUAGUGUGAAGGAUGGGCAGGAAUAUGGAGUGGUGCUGGCACCGGAUGGCUCCACUGUAGCCGUGAAGCCUCUACUGAUUGGACUAGAGGCUGGCUUGCAAGAGCACAGUGUUACCAACUUGCCUUCAGACUGCCUGGCCACCCCUUGUGAUACUGGCAACACCUUGACAAACAUUGGAGCCAUCUGGUCAGGACUCAUGGGUACCUCCACAAAUGCCUCUUCUACAGAUGUUGGAACCGCUUUACCAAAUGACAAAGCCAAGACUCCCACCACUGUGGACAGACUCCUGGCAGUCAUCUUGGCUGGAGACUUGGGUCUGACAUUCCUCCAUGGUUCCCAGACUCAGAUUCCUCCAGGCCUGGGAACUGAGGGUUGCUGGAACAAGCUUUCUGCCCCCAGGGUCUUUACACUGUUGGAUCCCAAGGCAUCCAGUCUCACCAUGGCUUUCCUCAAUGGUGCCUUGGAUGGAGCUCUCCUUGGGAACCACUUGAGCCAGGUCUCUAGGCCCCGGCCACCCCUCAGCCACCUGCUGAGAGAGUACUAUGGAGCUGGGGUGGCUGGAGAUCCAAGGUUCCGGAGUAACUUCCGAAGGCAGAAUGGGGCCGCUCUAACUUCAGCUGCUGCCCUGGCCAAGCAGGUAUGGAAGGCCCUUGUUCUGCUACAGAGGCUGGAGCCAGGACAACAUCAGAACAUGAGCCAAGAAGAAUUGGUUCAGGUAGCCGCCUUUGCUACCAAGGAGCUCACUGAGACUUUCCUGGGAUGCCCAGCCAUUCUCCCUCGCUGCCGCUGGGGAGCUGCGCCCUAUCGAGGCAACCCAACUCCACUCAGGCUGCCGCUUGGAUUCUUAUAUGUGCAUCACACAUACGUGCCAGCGCCACCCUGCACCACCUUCCAGCGCUGCGCCGCCAACAUGCGCUCCAUGCAGCAUUUCCACCAGGACGUGCGCCACUGGGAUGACAUCGGCUACAGUUUCGUGGUAGGCUCCGAUGGCUAUGUGUAUGAGGGCCGCGGCUGGCACUGGGUGGGAGCGCAUACUCUUGGCCACAACUCCCGAGGUUUCGGCGUGGCCUUCGUGGGCAACUACACUGGGUCACUGCCCAGCGACGCAGCACUGAACACGGUUCGCGACGUGCUCCCGAGCUGUGCCAUUCGCGCAGGCCACUUGCAGCCAGACUACAAGCUGCUGGGACACCGCCAACUGGUGCACACUGACUGCCCCGGGAAUGCGCUCUUCAACCUGCUGCGCACCUGGCCUCACUUCACAGAGGCUGAAAACCAAAAACUCCUCUGACAGAACCUUGGAGAUCCAGGAGGCUCAGAUUCCUGAUGGUUCUUUGAGCAGCCACAGACCACAGACCUCCAAUGAAGGGACCGCUGAAAGGAAAUCUCUAUG